Messenger RNA from Venturia canescens, 1193 nucleotides. It is a transcript of the gene Gmer, whose product is annotated as GDP-L-fucose synthase-like protein. The record is from RefSeq and is a predicted model, not a curated record. Gene Ontology annotation, molecular function: GDP-L-fucose synthase activity. NCBI's taxonomy places the organism in Eukaryota, Metazoa, Arthropoda, Insecta, Hymenoptera, Ichneumonidae. The coding region runs from base 2 to 967 and encodes 321 amino acids. Gene Ontology annotation, biological process: nucleotide-sugar biosynthetic process. The transcript is spliced from 6 exons.
AAUGUCUGAACAAAAAGUAAUUCUGGUAACCGGUGGCUCGGGUCUUGUUGGGAAGGCCAUACAAACUGUUGUCUCUGCUGAAUCAAGGUCAGACGAGAAAUGGAUUUUUAUUGGUUCUAAAGAUGCAGAUCUGUGUGAUAAACAGAGUACAUUGAGGCUCUUUGAAAAGUACAGACCAACUCAUGUAAUCCACUUAGCUGCAAUGGUCGGUGGGUUGUUUCACAACAUGAAUCAUAAUCUAGACUUUCUCCGAAACAAUUUACACAUAAAUGACAAUGUGUUGCAAUCUGCUCAUGAAACCAAUGUGAUUAAAGUGGUUUCUUGUCUUUCCACAUGUAUUUUCCCCGAUAAAACCACGUACCCUAUUGACGAAACUAUGGUUCAUAACGGACCUCCUCAUCCUUCGAACUAUGGAUACAGCUAUGCAAAGCGACUUAUAGACAUAGCAAAUCGAGGAUAUCACCAGCAACAUAACAGAAUUUAUACGAGUGUUAUACCCUGCAACGUGUUUGGACCUCACGACAAUUUUAAUUCAGAAGCAAGUCACGUUAUUCCUGGAUUGAUGAGAAAAUUGUACGACUUAAUGAAAAAUGGUAACACAGAAGACAUGGAAUUCAAAGUUAUGGGCUCUGGUAAACCACUGAGACAAUUCAUCUACAGUUUGGAUCUUGCCAAAUUAUUCGUCUGGGUUCUACGCGAAUAUAAUUCAGUCGAACCAAUUAUUUUAUCAGUUGACGAAACUGAAGAAGUGACGAUAGCCCGAGUUGCCGAAUGUCUGGUUCAAGCUUUCGGGUUCAAAGGAAAAAUCGUUUUUGAUACAACGGCUGCGGAUGGUCAAUACAAAAAAACAGCGAGCAAUGCAAAGCUCCGGGCUUUCCUGCCAGAUUUCAAAUUCACGCCUUUCGAUCAAGCGAUUCGUGAGAGUGUUGAUUGGUAUCGGGAAAACUACAAUCAAGCCAGGAAUUGAAGACUCAUGAGUUAUAUUGCAGGCAUUGCAUCAAGGGUCCAUUCAACUCAUCGAUCAAAAUCAAUUGCGUGCAGUAUGAAAGAAAAUUGAUUAGUUUUCUGAAACUUUACAGCGGUAUACAAAAGUGAGGAUGCAAAGGGAUCGAGUUUUGCCUGGCAAAACUCCAAAUUCUGUCAUUUCAGGGAGAAUAAACGAAGCGAGAAAAGUCAUUAGUAAAAUUGAAAAA